Scheffersomyces coipomensis is the source of this 696-nucleotide messenger RNA. RefSeq lists its product as uncharacterized. The record is from RefSeq and is a predicted model, not a curated record. NCBI's taxonomy places the organism in Eukaryota, Fungi, Ascomycota, Pichiomycetes, Serinales, Debaryomycetaceae. Gene Ontology annotation, molecular function: SNARE binding; SNAP receptor activity. Gene Ontology annotation, cellular component: SNARE complex; late endosome membrane; ER to Golgi transport vesicle membrane. Gene Ontology annotation, biological process: vesicle fusion; endoplasmic reticulum to Golgi vesicle-mediated transport. Bases 1 to 696 code for a protein of 231 amino acids. The transcript has a single exon.
AUGAAUUCGAUAUAUAAUCAUGGUUUGAAACAAACUCAAACGAUCUCAAGAGACUUAUUAGAGUUUGAGAAGAAUUUAUCCACUUCUCCAUUGUCUUUACAAGGAGCAAUCACCACAUCUAUCACUGCAUUUAGAAAAACUAUCAAGGAAUAUAAAGAAUUAAUAGACAAGGAUCCAAAUUCUACCACGAAUGCCAAACAUGAAAGUAGAAUAGAGAAAUUCAGUCAAGACUUACUGGAGUUUGUUACUAAGUUUGAUAGUUUGAAGCUGCAAAGAGAUUCAAUUGUUCAAGAAAACAAUAAACAAGAAUUAUUAGGGAGAAGACAUACUCAUAUCAGUGAUAGUAAUCAUAAUUCUGAAAAUCCAUAUGAUUCAAAUAACCAACAACAACAACAACAACAGACAUUAUCAUAUCAAGAAGGAUUAUACAAUGAACGUUUAUCCUUGGGUAGAGGGACUCAACAAUUGGAUCAUAUUUUGGAAAUGGGUCAACAAGCAUUUGAAGAUAUAGUUGAACAAAACGAAACUUUAAGAAAAGUGCAAGCCAAGUUUGAAGAAAGUUUGAUUACUUUGGGUGUCAGUCAAGGAACUAUAAGAAGCAUAGAAAAGAGAGCAAGACAAGAUAAAUGGUUGUUUUGGUUCAGUUUAAUAUUUAUGAUAGGAAUAUUUUAUUUGAUCUAUAAGUUUUUCGGUUAA